CUGGUAUGCCAGUGUCACAUUUGGUGGCAUUUGCCAUUUCCUCUCCACAAAAUGUGAAAAGUAUUUCUUUAAUUAAUUUAUGCAGGAAUAAAUAUGAAAGAAAUUAUUCUCCCAAAAGCGAAUGUCGGCCACAGUUUGUUUGCAGGCGUACAAACUGUACGAAUGUGAAGUUCAGCAAACAUCAAAUUAACAACACAUAAAAGCCUUUCUGAUUCUACUGGAGUCGGUAGAGCUUCGUGUGACCGGCUCCCUGCACACACUGUGAGCAGUUGUCGUUGAGGGGAGGGUGUGUGUGAAGAGUCGGUGAUUGUAGACGUCCACCCAGAGGAGUGAUCAGUUUCAGCAGCUGUGCAGCAGAUCAGGAGGAAGAGAGCACGCCGUGUCAUCCCCUCUCUGCCAUGUGAUUUUCAUUACUGGAACUUUGAGGAGAGUUCAACAGUGAAAGGCUUCAGGGAAACACAUGAAGAAGCAAAGGAAAGGCGACACCACCAGCGUCCUGCUCUCAUCCCCAACUGAGCGCAGCAACAUGCAGGUUUACCAUGACCUGCAGAAGGUGGCCUUUAAGAUGCAUUCUGGGAACGGUCACGCUGUAGAAAAUGGCUCACACGCCAGGAGAGACCAGCCCCCCAGCAGAGACGGUACAGUCCAGAUGUCUCCUGCUUCAGAUAUCGUCUCCAACAGCCAGGAACAAAAGUACAGCAUAAAAGACGAGGCUGUUCACAGGAACUCCACGUGGACGAUGGAUUCAAGCAGCCAGGCCUUCUCUGGGCACGAGGACCUCUCCACCGACCCACACGAGAGCCUGACAGAGACUUCAACUUUGACCUUUGUGGACGCCCACACUCUGGAGGAAUCAGCGGAGAACCACAGUCUCCACGGAGUGGAGAUGGUUUACCUGAAGGAGUUUGUGCUGAUAGAUGAUGAUGAUGAUGGGGACAUGUCGCUGAGAGAGAAAACAGUGACAGACUUGUCCGUCAUGGAUGGGAAAGCUGCCGACCUGGUGCGUGGGAGGCUGCUGUCCACCUCCAGUUGCUCAGUGUCAGAGUGUAAAGAGGAAGCGGCAUCUCCUGAAGCACCUCCACCUGAGGACGCUGAGACUGCUCACGAAAAGAAGCGCUGCUGUUUCUGCAUCCUGUUAUGACCCUGCAGGACGUCACAGGUUUGAAACCAUGUCUAAGAUCUGGACUGUGACUCCACCUCUGUUCUCUGAACUAAAUCAUGGUAAGAAAAGAGGAAAAACUUUCUUUUUUUUAAUUAUUGUUAUUAUUAAAUCAAAUCAGCCAGCAAAAAUAACCUCAAACCUCAGCCUGUGUGCUCUCAUGUAUUUCAAUAAAAUUACCUCUUCAUUAUGGAUAUGAAAUGUUGGGUAUGUAUGCUGAGAGGUGUUAUGCUUUUAGUUUGAUUUACAUUUUAGAUAAUCAAGUUUAACACAUAUUUAUAAAGUCCAUUGUGUUUUUUUUAAUACUAAAAAAAAAAAUGCAUGUUUCCGUAUCCUUUUGACUGCAAACUGUGACAAACUUUGUGAUAACUAUACAGAAGGCCUUGAAAGAUCAGGUGCUAACAUCAAAUAAAGAAAACUUCAGUAAUAAAA
Messenger RNA from Mugil cephalus (flathead mullet), 1591 nucleotides. Its product is annotated as paralemmin-2. NCBI's taxonomy places the organism in Eukaryota, Metazoa, Chordata, Actinopteri, Mugiliformes, Mugilidae. The record is from RefSeq and is a predicted model, not a curated record. The transcript has 2 exons. Bases 461 to 1141 code for a protein of 226 amino acids.